Molecule: messenger RNA, 369 nt
Organism: Penicillium olsonii
Lineage: Eukaryota; Fungi; Ascomycota; Eurotiomycetes; Eurotiales; Aspergillaceae
Source: the annotation of a GenBank genome assembly
AUGGAUGUCAUUAUCUGGGCUAUCUCUAGUGUGUUCCGCUGGAUGCGCUUGAAGGUGUACCAGUACGAGGUGACCUUCGCUCUCUACAUGCUUACUCCAAUUGAGAAGUUCAUUUUCAACACAUUCCUCAUCACUCUCGUCACCAUGAUCGCGGCCGGAAUCUAUAUCUACCUUCCCGAUCACCUCCGUGCCAUCUACGGCCGCCUCUACUACUACUGGGCUGGUGAGCGUCUUUUCAGCUCAGGACGUCUAUCAAUCAGCUCGGUCUUUGGGGAGAGUGCAACAGCCAUUGGAGGAAUGGUGUACGAGACUGCGAAGAACGCGGCUGCCACCACGACCCAGCGCAUGGAGCGUAUGGCUGAACUGUGA